GGCUGCGCUGCGAAUCACAGCUGCACAACGAGCGCUGGAGGCGGCAGCUACAGCGGAGACCUGGGUUUCUCUCGUCCCCCCUCUCCUCCUUUUUUUUUUUUUUUCCUCCUCCUUCCCCUCCUUCCUCCCCCACUUCCCUCCCCUUCCCCUGCGCUGCCAGAGCCAGCGAAAACUCCCGUGCAAAGCCCAGCCACCGCCGCCAAAUAGCCAGUGCGCUCCCCGGCCGCCUGCUCGGACUGGAAAGUUGCGGCAGACUCCGGUGCUCCGCUGCCGCGGGGAGAAGGCUCCGGACUUACAAAACCCAGAGGGGGGCACGGGCUAGACGUUUCGCACCGUCCUUCCUCUUCCUGCACAGACCCGAAGGCAGCAUCUUUGUUUUGGUUUGCUUUUGCCCUUCCUGCUGCCGCUCCUUUCUCCUUGCGACCGGGUGUCCGAGCGCCGGGAGCUGCCGCAGCCCGCGGUGCGUCGCGAACGCUGCUACAAAAAGGCAGGAGACGUCCAGGCGGCCCCGGGUGCCGGCUCGUCCUUGGCUUUGCUGCUCCGGGCUGAAGAAGCCCCAGAAGCCGGGAGAAGGAGGCGGCGGCGGCGGUGGAGGGGGAGCAGAGGAAAGGAAGCGAGAAAGCAAAGCCAAAGUUGAUUUGGAAUAAGGGAGCGCGGCCAGCCCUCUGCCAGGCUGCGCGCUGGAGUGAGGUCUCCAGCCCCCUCCGCCGGGAGAGGUGCCCGCAAGACAGCGAUGGCCGGAGAGCUCAGCAUCGGAGCCGAGCUGCCCACUAGCCCCCUGGCCAUGGAGUAUGUCAACGACUUCGACCUGAUGAAGUUCGACGUGAAGAAGGAGCCCCUGGGCAGGAACGACCGCUCGGGCAGGCACUGCACCCGCCUGCAGCCUGCCGGCUCCGUCUCCUCCACCCCCAUCAGCACCCCCUGCAGCUCCGUGCCCUCCUCGCCCAGCUUCAGCCCCACCGAGCAGAAGACCCACUUGGAGGACCUGUACUGGAUGGCCAACAGCUACCAGCAGAUGAACCCCGAGGCGCUGAACCUCACCCCAGAGGACGCUGUUGAAGCCCUCAUUGGGUCCCACCAGGUGUCCCAGCAGCUGCAAGGCUUUGAGAGCUUCCGGGCCCACCACCACCACCAUCACCACCAUCACCAACACCACCACCAGUACCCUGCGGUCACUCACGAAGACCUGACCGGCAGCGGGCACCCUCACCACCACCACCACCAUCACCACCAGGCCUCUCCCACUCCCUCCACCUCCUCCAGCUCCUCCCAGCAGCUCCAGAACUCGCACCAGCAGCAUCCCCCCUCCAGCAGCGUGGAGGACCGGUUCUCGGAUGACCAGCUGGUCUCCAUGUCCGUGAGGGAGCUCAACAGGCACCUCCGAGGCUUCACCAAAGAUGAGGUGAUCCGCCUCAAGCAGAAGAGGAGGACCUUGAAGAACAGGGGCUAUGCCCAGUCCUGCAGGUAUAAACGUGUCCAGCAGAAACAUCACCUGGAGAACGAAAAGACCCAGCUCAUUCAGCAGGUGGAACAGCUCAAGCAAGAAGUGACCCGGCUCGCCAGAGAGAGAGAUGCCUACAAGCUCAAGUGUGAGAAACUUGCCAGCAACGGCUUCAGAGAGGCUGGCUCCACCAGUGACAACCCGUCUUCCCCUGAGUUCUUCAUGUGAGUGCUUAACAAAAAUAAUUAAAAAACAAACAAAAAAACCCCACCCCCCAAACCUGACCCCGUCACCUUCCCCCCCGCUCCCAUCCUCCUCUGACAUCUCCAUCCAUCUGUCUGCUUGACUAGAGAGAAAGAAGGAGAGAAAAAUAGAGACUUGAUUUUUUUUGCAGCAUCCAGUCUUCUAGAGUAGCUGUGGGAAAAGUAGGCUGGGGGUGGGGACGGGAGAGGUAAAGUGCAACUUUUUGACUUUCGUUUGCGAGUUAGAGAGAGGGACAGAGGCAGAGGCAAAGGCAAAAAGGACAAGUGAAGCAUUUUAUAGAUUGCUUGCUUGCAGAACGAGAUGGACUUUAAGAGAAUAAUAAUAAAAAAGGACAAUGAACAAGCCAUCUAUAACAUACUGCCUGCUUGGAAAGAGAGAGGACAUAUACAGCACCAUCUCAUGCACAAUUUCCCUGCUUGGAAAAAGAGAAUAAAUAAAAAGGACAAUAUAUGCAAACUCUUCAUAUAUUGCCUGCUUUGAGAAGUAAGUUACAGGACUCAGAUGGGACGUUCAAUCUAAGAAAGGAAAGAAAGAAAGAAAGAAAGAAUGAAUGAAAGAAAGAAAGAAAAAAAACUCAUCAGUUUUAUUGCCUGCUUGAUUAUAUAGAAAAAUACGAAAAUCUGCAUUAAAAAUAUUAAUCCUGCAUGCUGGACAUGUAUGGUAAUAAUUUCUAUUUUGUACCAUUUUCUUGUUUAACUAUAGCAUGUUGAUCAUCGAUCAUAGAUUUCUGUUGUUGUUUUGUUUCAUCAAUAAGAAAAGCAUCACAAGUUAUCAAAGUUUUUACUGCUUGUGCAGUUUUGUUCGUUGGUUUUGCUCUCUUAUUUUCUUUUAUGGUUGUUAGCUUGUAAAUAUCUGCUACUUCAAACCUCACAGGAGAGAAAAAAAAAACAACAAAAACAAAAUAACAUUUCAGCAGGCUGGUUAUACGGUUUGUUUGGUAUUAAAGAGAUACUUAAGGAAAAAGUUAUGGGCAUUUUGCAUUAGAAAAAAACCCAACUUUGUAUAUCUGGUGCACUUUUAAGUUGUUUUGGUUUUUUUUUGUUGUUUGUUUUAGUUUUCAUUUUGGUUUUUGUUUGUUGGGGCAGAAGCAAAAACGCCUGAAUGGCAUUGACAAACCUAAACUUAACAGGGAAAAACUCUCAUCGGUCACUAGAGCCUACUCCGUGCUUUAAAGUGGCAGCGAAGCUCUUUCCUUCAGGACAUUUCCCAGCCUGGAGUGGUUAGGCUUGGCCAUAUAGUUUCCCUUCUGAUUGUACACUCAGGAAGCGAAGGACGGACGAGAUACCAGUUCCUUUUAAGAAACAACUGCCCCUUGAUUUUCGGUAAAUAAAGAAAAGAAAAAAAAAACCUCCUCCUGGUUACGAGUCAAGUUGCAAUAGCAGCGAGGGCUCGGUGUCGCCACUGAAGUUAGGUUUCUCGAUGGUAGCAGCAGAUGAGUGGGCUGGAAAAGCAUAUAAAACUAAACCUUUUUUUUAAGAAGACAUACUGCAACUUUUAAGUGUAUUCUUUUGCGAUGAUUUGUAAUCUGCUUCUCUGCUUCCCUAUGCAGCGAGUGAAAGUUUUAGCCAAAAUUUAUUUGCAGUUGUAUAGUAGUAGUAGUUUGGAGUCUUAUGGGUGUUUUUAUUACUUUUUUUUUUUCCUCCUGCAGGUCAGUAAAAGGAUUUACGUUGCACUGACAAAAAUACCAAAAUGAAAACUUAUUUUUUAGUUUCCUUUUAGGAUAGCUGGCACUGCUGGCCGGAUGCAUUUUAAGUUUGUAUUAGUUUAUAAAUUAACAGUAAUAACAAGAUUGUAAUGAACAGCAUGGUGCUUGCAGUUUUAAAUAUUGUGGAUAUUAGUCAUGCAUCAGAAAACGAUCUUUGGUUUUUACUGAUUCAACUGUGUUGAAAUCAAAAACAUUGCAGCAGCGGAAAAAAAAUGUUUUUAUUUCAUGUAAAGUUCUGAAGGGAUCAAUUUCAAAUCCUGCUUAUGAUAUGAAAAAUAUUAAAAAACCUGGUCUAUUGUAGUUUUAUUCAGACUGGUUUCUGUUUUUGGUUAUUAAAAUUGUUUCCUAUUUUGCUUAUUAAAAUCAUUGAAAUGGCA
This is a messenger RNA of Phalacrocorax carbo (great cormorant), 3787 nucleotides long. The record is from RefSeq and is a predicted model, not a curated record. NCBI's taxonomy places the organism in Eukaryota, Metazoa, Chordata, Aves, Suliformes, Phalacrocoracidae.